Messenger RNA from Passer montanus (Eurasian tree sparrow), 6326 nucleotides. It is a transcript of the gene DPY19L3, whose product is annotated as dpy-19 like C-mannosyltransferase 3. The record is from RefSeq and is a predicted model, not a curated record. Gene Ontology annotation, cellular component: nuclear inner membrane. Bases 165 to 1889 code for a protein of 574 amino acids. The transcript has 17 exons. Gene Ontology annotation, molecular function: mannosyltransferase activity. Lineage: Eukaryota; Metazoa; Chordata; Aves; Passeriformes; Passeridae.
CGGCAGGGCCGAGCGCCCGGCGCCGCGCCCGCCCCUUCCCCUUUCCCUUCCCCUUUCCCUCCGCGUUCCCCGUCCCUGCCCGCGGCGGGCCCGGGCGGCUCCCGCAGCAGCACAGCGGCCGCAGGAGUCAGGCUGAAGAAUAAUGAAUUGAAGUGACGGACACCAUGACAACCGUAAGACAGAGAAGGGUUGGAAAAGGCACAGAAGCAGCUGAAGAUCAGCCUUCAGAGGAGACAAAUGUGAAGCCUGAUGGGAAAAUUCUGCCUGAUCCUCCAGGUGGAAAGCUGUGGAGCAUACUGUCAAUAACUGUUGGUGGAAUUGUUGCCAUCUCUCUUGGACUUCUUACUUCUGUGUAUGUGGCUACACUGCAUGAAAAUGACCUGUGGUUUUCCAAUAUCAAGGAGGUUGAAAGAGAAAUUUCAUUCAGAACCGAGUGUGAACUUUAUUAUUCCUACUACAAACAGAUGAUUCAGGCUGCUUCCAUUCAGCAAGGUUUACAUGGUUUAGUAUAUGACAAUAAAACUGAAUCUGUGAGGACAAUUAACAUACUUGAAAGAAUGAAUGUUUACCAGGAGGUGUUUCUCAGCAUUCUGUAUAGGAUUCUUCCAAUUCAGCAAUACCUAGAGCCUGUUUAUUUUUAUAUCUACACUUUGUUUGGACUUCAGGCAGUUUAUGUCAUUGCUCUGUAUGUAACAAGCUGGCUUCUUAGUGGAACAUGGCUUUCAGGGUUGUUGGCAGCUUGCUGGUAUAUUACAAACAGAGUAGAUACUACAAGGGUAGAAUUCACCAUUCCUUUAAGGGAGAACUGGGCACUGCCAUUCUUUGCUGUUCAGAUAGCAGCCAUCACAUACCUACUCAGAACUCAUUUACAGCCUGCUCAAGAAAGGCUCACACUCAUGGCAGUAUUCAUAGCAACGUUUCUCUUUAGCCUGACUUGGCAAUUUAACCAGUUUAUGAUGCUGAUACAAGCAUUGGCAUUGUUCAUACUGGACUGCUUGGACAUGCUUCCCACAGCAAAGGUUACAUGGCUCUAUAUCAUUCAGAUUUCUGGGCUACUGCUGGUCUGUGUCCUACAGUUCUUCAAUUCUAUGAUUCUUGGGUCAUUACUUAUAAGUUUUAAUGUUUCUGUCUUAAUAGCAAGAACAAUCCAGAAAAACCUAAAAAAGGGUGGCUUGCUUAAUAGGCUUGGGAAACUUAUCCUCCAUGUUCUACUAGUUUUGUGCUUGACUCUCCUCAUAAAUAAAUUCAUUAAGAAAAUUCUUAAUCUUGAGUCAGAUGAGCAUAUAUUCAAAUUCCUGAAAGCAAAAUUUGGAUUUGGAGCAACAAGAGAUUUUGAUGCUAACCUGUAUCUUUGUGAAGAAGCCUUUGGUUUGCUACCUUUAAAUACUUUCUCAAGACUCUCCAGUACAUUACUUUUUUACAUCUAUGGAUUUGUUCUCAUCCUUCUGACAGUAGCAGCUGUAAUUGUUGCCUUUCGGAACCUCAGUGGUUCAAAUCAAGUCCGUUUUAAGGACAAAAUGGAAGAAUAUACAGUGACACUGAAGCCUGAUGCUGCCUACAGCUUAGCUCACACAGUUCUUUUUGGAUGUCUGGCGUUAAGCACAAUGAGGAUGAAGUACCUCUGGACAUCCCACAUGUGUGUUUUUGCAUCCUUUGGCCUGUGCAGUACAGAGGUUUGGAAACUCAUCCUGAAGUGUCUCCAUCUCUACACAUCCCAGAGGACACAGGUGAUUAAAUAUUCUAUACCAAUAAUUACAUUACUGUACAUCUCAUUUAAGUUCUGGCCAGGAAUAAUGGAUGAACUAUCAGAGCUGAGAGAAUUCUAUGACCCAGACACUGUGGAGCUGAUGAACUGGAUUAAAAAUAUUAUUCCUGUGAAGAAGAGUUAAUUAUCUAUGCUUUAAAUACCAGUCAACAAAAUUUAUGGUAAGUUUCUCAAAAUGGGACAGAUUUUGUUAAGUUUGAUGUGUAAGAGAACACUUUUACUUUACUAAUACUUAAUAGUUGUGCUGUAGUUAAUGACCUGUCAAGGCUGGUGUCAGGAACUAAUCAUUCAUUAUUAAAACUCAGUAUGAAAAGCUCUAAUUUGUCAUGUAUAGCAGUGAAUUAAGAAUAACUCAUCUGUCUUGCAAUCUCUCCACAACAAGAAAACCCUUCUGUCCGCUUAGCUCUAAAUGCAUAUUAACUUGUCCAGAUAUACAAUCUGAAUAAUGGCCAACUAUUAGUCUGUCCCCUGUGAAGUGUCUGCAGAUGCAUUUCUUACUCUUCCCCUCACUAAAAUUGCCAUAGCAUUUUCAGGAAGAUUAACUGGUUUGUAUCUGUACAAUUCAGAGCACAUUUUUUUACAUAAUGAUCUUGCAUAUCCCAGUCUUCUGCUGUUUUUCCUACCCACCAUCUCAUUUUCUUAGCUUUUUUCCAAAAAAAAAGUCAAGAAUCCAAUGCUCCACAGUUCUGUUCCCAGCUGGGAGGUACAUUAAAAUUCUUAGUUUUGGUCUUUCUCCCUAAGACAACAGGAACAACAUGCUCAUUUGUGAGAUGGGGAGGAAUAUCAGUAGAAUGAGCAAAUCAGUAGCGUGAACUUCCCUACUCUGUUUACUCCUGGUAAGUGCUAAAGAAGCAAUGUCUUCUGCCUUUAAAGGGGAAAUCUGUCUACAGUUGUGGAAUAUAUCAGAAGCAGUUGCCAAAACUCACAGAAAAAGUUCUUUAAAAUCUUGGGCAACAGCCAAAACAAUGGAAAAGUUAACUGAGGCUGAGAUUCAGCAGAGCAUUGUUGGAUGUCAGCUGUACCUGAACCAGGUGUAGGGACAAGCAGGCAAAUAUGUGUGUUAAUGCAAACCCCACAAAUUUCCAAAAAGCUCCUAAGGUUAUGCAAAUGAAACACCCAUGUUUCAUGGUGGUUCUUUCUUUUAGUAAUUUAUACUAAUUUAUAUUAAUGGCUAUAUUUUAAUUUCAAGCCAGCUUUAAAGUUUAACUCUGUUACUUACAUUCCUUAUUUUCAAGGCUAUCACACUGAAAUCAACAUGUGUUCCAGACUUUAAAGGCAAUAUAUUACAUUUUUUUUAAAUUAUUGUUCUUAAAUUCUUGGGCUUUUGUUGGACAGACAUGUGAGUAAAUUUCAGGCAUGAACUUGGGAGUGCCUGAGAAGUAGAUUUAUACCAGCUGUGUAGGUGCAGUCCUUUAUGUGAGCAUAAUCUGCAUGCAUAAAAUUGAAGCUGGGACUCACAAAAACACAUCUUGUUGUUCUUUCUUUGUGACUGUUGUUUUCCAUUUUUGCAAUUUUUAGUCUUUCCAAGCCAGAGGGAAAAAAAAAGAACCAUGACAGUGUGAUUGAAUGUGCUUUACUGCCUAUCUUCUGCAGCUAAAUCUGUGAUGUUUUAAUAUUGCAUUCUGCAAAUAAAAAGAUUUUCUUUUAAAGAAAAAGAAAAAUCUAUCAUGGCGUAUUCCUCAGAAUCUCCUUUUCUCAAAUCCUUUCACUUUGUUGAUUCAUACCAUACUCGGGCACUAGUAAAGGAAUAAUCUGUGACUUGUUAGAUUUUAUGGCUUUGAAAGUCAACUACAGGGUUCAAGUCUGGAGGACUUCUACUAGAAAUAGCCAUUUUAUUUCUGAUGAUGUAACCUGUAAUUGCAAUGUUGGCCAUUUCUUCCUUAGUGCUUCUUAAAACCAGCUCACAAUAAUUCUUUAGUAUAUUAAGAGAAAGAAUUACUACCACUUUCAGAGUCUGUGUAAGUACUUCCUGUAAAACCCUUUUAUUUUUAAUGAGUUAUUCUUUCGUAUUUAUAUAAUUCUCUAAAUUCUUAAGUGUAAGGUAAAGAAAAGGUUCUUACACUGUAAUAUAGUGCUUAGUUUACCCAUUAGCUCAGCUGUAAUUAACUUGUUGAAAGCGUAGAGCUUCAAAAAUAAAUGAGAUUAUUUGUUCAAAAUGCCAUCAGGUCUGCUUGGAAUGGCAUUUAAAUUAUAUAAUGUAAAUCAGUUUGACCUGUAAGUCCUUGUCAUUAUUUAGUGACAUUUCCUAGAGAAUAAAUUGUUUGCAGGUUGGGCAGUGUGGUAUGGAGCCUGGCAGAGAGCUAUAAAAACAAAUUAUCCUUUCAUUUUAUACAUCAUUUGCUCAGACAGUUGUAAAAAUGGCUUGGUUUUAGUGUAAUGGAGAAGUGUCAUUCAGGGGGUUGCAGCACAGGAGGUGCCCUGGCUGCAGAGCAUCCCUGGGAUGCAGGAGCCAUCCUGGCCCUGGGAAUGCUCCUCGGGGCUCCUGUGUCCCCAGAACUCAGCAGUGGCACCCACAAGAGCUCAUGGGGAGGGAAUUGGAGAGGGCAGACAGUGCUCUGUGUCUCCUCCCACUGUCACCUGCAGUGUCACCUCCCAGCUCUCUGCCCAGGGCACUGAAAUCCAGCACUUGUGCUCCUGGCACUGCCAGUGCAGCACAGGGAAACAGGGCUUCCAGUAGCUCCUGCUGGUCUGGCAACAUCCGAGCUGGCUAGUGAAACAUGGACAGUGAUGUGUCUAAGGAGUAUCAUUUCCUAGGACUUCAAACCUGUAAAUCUCAGGGAAACAUCUGCUUUUACCUGGAGCACCAGAUUUUAAAGUCCACCCCAGACCAAAGCACUUAAAGCAGUUGUUUGAAAAGCAAGAAGGGGUCACUAGAUUAUUUUCAAGCAAUAGGGAGAGUAGAAGUGUGGCAAAACUCUUUCUGUGUGGUAAAGAAUGCAACUCAGCUGUAUUUCACCCCUUCUGGGCAGGAGUGAAUGCUUUUGGAAAGGGGAGGAAUGGAGCCCUGAAUCUUCUGCAGGGUCCAUUUCCUGAGGGGAGAUUCACUGAGGGCUGCAGCUCCAAUCUCUGCUCCCUGUGACCAGAACAGGGUCAGGCUGGAGAUCAGGGAAAGGUUCUGCUUCCCCCGAGGUGCUGGCACUGCCCAGGGAUGAGCACCGCCCCGAGGCUGCCAGAGCUGCAGGAGCGUCUGGACAGCGCUGCCAGGGAUGCACAGGGGGAUUGCUGGGGGUCUGCAGGGACAGGGGCUGGACUGGAUGAGCCCUGUGGGUCCUUCCAACUCAGUGUGUUCUGUGAUCCUGCAUUUUUGACAAGCAUUUUUACCAGUAGGUUAUUAAUAAAGGGCACUAUCACAUUUAGCUUUCUUUUUAAAGAAAAGAGCCUGCAGGCUGGUUUGGCUUUUUUGUUUGUUUGCUUUUUUCCCUGUGGUUUUGCCUUUGGUACUUGUUGGGAGGGGCUAUGUGAGUGGGUUUAAGAAAGUUUGAGUCUGCUACAGAGCCCAUUAUAAUGCAAAUCUGCAAUCAGAAGAGCAGGGUUGCCUUGGUAAGGCCAGUCAGGUUUUAAAAUUUGAACUAAUCUUGAACAACCACAGAAACCUACUUGUCACAUUAGAAGUUGACUGGCCCUGCCAUAAACACAGAAACAUGUUGAAGAUGCUUUAAGACUCAUCAUUUUUAUUUGGGUGUCUAAGCUCUCCCCAGUCCCCUUGAGAGUCCAGCCCAUGUCCUUUGCAGCUUAGUCCUACAGACUUGUGCUUCCCCACAGCUCCAGGGAUGAGUCCUGACAGCCUGUCAGGGCUAUCCCAUUUGCAUAGUACUAAAUUCUAUCAGGAAUUAAUUUCUUUUAAUGGAACAUGUACUUCAGGACACUUGUGGCUUUGCAUAUUUUAAGUAAUAAAUAAUUUCUUAAGAGAUUAAAUAUUUUCAGACUUUAAAAUUAAACAGGUUUUAUAAAGUGCUGAAGAACUAGUCUAUCAGGAAAGUUAAACUGGCCUAUUAAAAAUACUAUCUCUGGCCUUCCUAGAUGAGAUUAAUGUACCAGUACAAGAUUUUUUAGGAAGGGUUUGUAAUUAUUAAUUCAUUUGCUAAGCAUAAUCUCUUGAAAGGCGAUAAUAAAAUUUAAUACUUGUCUCAACAUUUUCAAGCUGAUCAUGGAGCUUAAAGAUGAUGACUGAGUGUGUAGCUGCAGUUUCCAAAGGCUCCCUAAAGUGCACCCCAAACUGUCCCAGUUACUGGAGUGCUUUAGUGUGUGCAUGGGGGUGUUAGGCACCUAUUCCCAUUCUAAUUUCAUUUUAGUUGAUUUAAUGUGUGCUGCUUUCUGUUGGUUUAGUCUUCACAGACCCUUCCAUGGCUAUGUGCCUACUAAGCACUAGAAGUCACUUCAGCAUACUCUGGCCAGUUCCAAUUAGCCUGAUUACAGGAGUGUCCAUUGCCAGGCAUUUUUACUUUUGUUUUUGCUCUGCCCUUCUCUUGUGUCUUUGCAAAUAUUUUAGAUUGUGAACUUGCUGGGAAGAAGGUGAGCACAAAUUUUUUUUUUCAUUAUUGGUACUUGAAUGAUCUUGAGA